CAUCCCGGAAUGUCUUGAGAAUAAUAAAGUUGAGACGAGAAGAACCACAUCUCCAGAGCGGGUAGCCUACUAAAGCCAGAGAAACAUCGUCCCGUCCUCCUGACAACUUCUACUGUACACCUCACAGCCACAGUGAAACACGUAUUUCACACUCUCCAUAUAAACUUACUUGCAUUACAUCAAAAUCGUCAAGCUUGUGACUGUAAUGUGAUAGUGUAAGAUGAUAUUUGAGGGUUGAGAUGAGGUGCGGCCGGCAGCGGGGCGCGGCAGUGAGGUUGAGAACAACACAGCAUUAAGAGUCUAGUGUUGUCAUGAGCAGUCAGUAGUGAGCAUCAUGGCUCGCUCUCCCUCGCUGCGGACUAGUGAUAGCCUGGUGCUAUGUCUUGUUGUGCUACUGUGCUCUCUGUGUAGCUGCUGUCUGGGACAGCGACACCAGUUUCCCUUCAGUGAGAUACCACAGACGAGGUUAGAUGUUAUUGAACCAGAGGUAUACGGCCGGAGUUCACGAUGCUACAAUGAACUAGGAAAGGCACAGAAAUGCGUGCCGGAGUUCGUGAACGCAGCGUACAAUCGUCCAGUGGAAGUAACGAACACCUGCGGGGUACUGAGACCACAGGAGUACUGCUUGCAGACCGGUGGCUACGAUGGCUCUAAGAAGGCGUGUGAAAUCUGCGAUGCUUAUGUUCCCGAGCUGGCCCACCCUUCCUACUACCUUACUGACUUCAACAACAAUGACAACCACACGUGGUGGCAGUCAGAGACCAUGCACGAGGGUAUCCAGUUCCCCAAUCAGGUCAACAUCACACUCAGGCUCGGCAAGGCGUUCGACAUCACGUAUGUGCGGCUGUUCUUCCACUCUCCUAGACCCGAGUCCUUCGCUAUCUUCAAGCGUGGCACAGAAGACGAGGAGUGGACACCCUACCAGUACUACAGCGCCACCUGCCGCGACACCUAUGGCAUCCCAGACUCUACCUAUGUCAGGAAGGAUGACGAGACUCGUGCCCUCUGCACCUCCGAGUUCUCAGACAUCUCUCCAUUGACAGGCGGCAAUGUGGCCUUCUCCACGCUUGAGGGAAGACCUUCUGCAUACAACUUUGAAAACAGCUCCAAGCUCCAGGAGUGGGUGACAGCCACUGACAUCCGUAUCAUCCUGGACCGUCUUAACACCUUCAGGGAUGAGGUCUUUGGUGCUCCCAGGGUACUGAAGUCUUACUUCUAUGCCAUCACUGACUUAGCUGUGGGCGGCAGGGCUGACAACGUGGAGAUGGUUGUCAGGGAGGCUGACAACGUGAGGAUGGUUGUCAGGGAGGCUGACAACGUGAGGAUGGUUGUCAGGGAGGCUGACAACGUGAGGAUGGUUGUCAGGGAGGCUGACAACGUGGAGAUGGUUGUCAGGGAGGCUGACAACGUGAGGAUGGUUGUCAGGGAGGCUGACAACAUGGAGAUGGUUGUCAGGGAGGCUGACAACGUGAAAAUGGUUGUCAGGGAGGCUGACAACGUGAGGAUGGUUGUCAGGGAGGCUGACAACGUGAAAAUGGUUGUCAGGGAGGCUGACAACGUGAGGAUGGUUGUCAGGGAGGCUGACAACGUGGAGAUGGUUGUCAGGGAGGCUGACAACGUGAGGAUGGUUGUCAGGGAGGCUGACAACGUGAAAAUGGUUGUCAGGGAGGCUGACAACGUGGAUAUGGUUGUCAGAGAAGCUGAGUGGGCAGCGGAGAAUAAUGUGACACUCAGUGGUGAUCAGUUUCAGUUGCUUAUACAUGGAAAGAAUAAAGAACUCCAAAGGGACACUGUAUACAAAACUCGAGAGGCUCAUCAAAUAGUACGAAAGAAACACGUGCAAGACCUGGGAGUAAUUAUCUUGUAUUGCAAUGGAUAUUCCAACGCUGACUUUGACCGAGCGUAUACAGAUGGUCCCUUGGUGGACACUGCUUGGACUGUGCUGCAACCGUGUGUCCAACUUGAGCGAUGCAGAGUAAUAUAUGAACGUUCGCGCAUUCUUCAGUGUGCCAGUAAUGGCAUAUGUCAGUGUAAACCAGGAGUGACUGGGGACAAGUGUGACAAGUGUGCAUUGAACUACUUUGAUUUUGGACCUCAGGAUAGAGCUUUUGGAAUUAAGGGAUGUAAGGCCUGUGGGUGCAGUCUCGCAGGUAGUCGCGAUAAUCAGGCAAGUUGUGACCCCACAACAGGGGUGUGUGUGUGUAAGGAACAUGUUGAAGGACAGCAGUGUGACCACUGCAAACCUGGUUACUUCAACCUUGAUAGUGAAAAUGAGUUUGGCUGCACUCCUUGCUUCUGCUAUGGUCAUUCUUCCAUUUGCUCCUCUGCUGAUGGUUAUGCCCAAGGUGUCAUUGAGAGUGGCUUUGUGCGUGGUGAAGAGCGUUGGCAAGCAGAAGAGUCCAUCGGCAGAUCAGUGCCACUUAACUACAACUCCUUCACUCAGAGUAUAGCAGUGUCUGCCCCAGGAAGAAACAAGGUCUACUUUAAAGCACCAGAUCGCUUCCUUGGUGACCAGCGGGCUAGCUACAACCAUAAACUCUCAUUCUUCCUGCAUGUAGGAGAACUGGGUCCUCAGGCUAGCACUGAAGAUAUCGUCUUGGAGGGAGCUGGGCUCUCUAUCGCUGCACCCAUCUUUGCACAAGGCAAUAGUCUUCCAAGCACUGUGAAGCAAGAAUAUAAAUUCCGUCUCCAUGAGAAUUCUCAGUUUGGUUGGUCUCCACGUCUAGCAUCACGCGACUUUAUCUCUCUCUUGUCCAAUCUUACGGCAAUCAAGAUACGAGGAACCUACACCUAUGAAGGGCGAGGCUUUCUUGAUGAUAUCAAGCUAGACACUGCUCGACGUGGUGUAUUUGGUGUCAUGGCAAGUUGGAUAGAGAUGUGUACCUGUCCAGAAGGUUACGUAGGCCAGUACUGCGAGUCCUGUGCUCCAGGGUACAGACACAAGCCUGCUAGUGGAGGACCCUUUGCCUCCUGUAUUCCUUGUGACUGUAACAAUCAUGCAGACAUUUGUGAUUCUGAGACUGGUCGUUGCAUCUGUCAGCACAACACAGCUGGUGACCAGUGUGAGCGCUGUGCUAAAGGUUACUAUGGCAAUGCUCUGCGAGGCUCACAGAGUGAUUGCCAGUCAUGUCCUUGUCCUAGUGGUGGUGCAUGUAUCCAGCUUCCUGAUGACACUGUUGUUUGCCUUGAAUGUCCUACCGGAUAUGCAGGGCCUCGCUGUGAACUGUGCACGGAUAGUUUCUUCGGAGACCCUAAGGGUCGUCAUGGACCUCCUCGUCCCUGUGAAGCAUGUGACUGCAAUGGUAACAUUGAUCCCAAUGCUGUAGCAAACUGCAACCGCACAACUGGAGAAUGUUUGAAAUGCAUCUACAAUACUGGAGGCUUCUAUUGUGACCAGUGCCUGCCAGGAUUUUAUGGUGAUGCCUUGGCUUUACCAAAGGGUGAUUGUCGUCCAUGUCACUGUAACUCGUAUGGCACUGUAGCUGAGCGUUAUGGGCCACCUGUGUGUGAUCAGGUUACCGGACAAUGCCAGUGUAAGCCCCAUGUGACGGGUCUCAAGUGUAAUGACUGUGAGGCAGGGUUCUGGAAUAUUACAAGUGGAGUGGGUUGCGAACCAUGUGGUUGUGACUCAACAGGGGCACUAAAUGGCACUUGUGAUUUACAGUCCGGUCAAUGCUUUUGUCAAGUAGGUGUAACAGGACGCAAGUGUGACAUGUGUGAGCCCAAUCACUACGGCUUUUCUCGUAAUGGCUGCCAAGCCUGUGAGUGUGACCCCAUUGGCUCAGUUUCUCUUCAGUGUGAUGCUACUGGCCAGUGUCCGUGCCGAGAAAAUGUUGACGGUCGCAGAUGUGACCGCUGUGAGGAGAACACCUACGACAAACAAGCAGGAUGUAGAAAAUUGCCCUCAUGCUACAACCUCGUCCGAAGUGUCAGUGCACAUCGGGAGAGGUUGGCGGAACUGGAACGUCUCCUUGCAGACAUAGUAAGCAAUCCAACUGUGUUGAAUGAUGAGGACUUUGAGAAAAAAACAUUAUCAACGGUCAUGACACAAGUGGAGCAAUUAUGUGAUGCUCGGGAAGCUGCUCGCUCUGGAGGCGACAAAACUGUAGCGCAACACAUUGAGGAACUAGAGAAACGUAUCAAUGAUGUAAAAGAAUUGCUGAAUGGAAUACGGCGGGCAGCGGGUCGUGGUGCAGGCUUGGCGUUACUGGGAGAAUUUAACAUCACACAAGCUGAGGACAUCAUUCAGAGAGCUCGAGAGGCUCUUCAAAAUGCUCAAGUUUACCUAGAUGUGCAAGGAAAUGAUGCAUUGGGCAAGGCUUUUGAUCGUUCCAACCAAUUUGGCCAGCAGUCUGCACGCAUGUCAGAAAUUGCUAGGGAAGCUCGUCUGUUGGCUGAUGAACAAGAAGACGAAGCUGAAAGUCUUGAGAGGAUUUCUUAUGAAGCUCGCAAUAUCUCCAAUGAAGCUUACUUAUUAGCUCGCAAGGCACUUGAUGAUCAGCGCAACAUAACUGAUAUUAUAAAGGGUCUAAACAGUCAGGUGCGUGACCUUUGUUCACAUGAAAGGACAAUGCAAGUGGCCAAUGAAUCACGAGCACUUGCCAAAGACAAAUACGGUGAAGCACUGGCUUUCAGCACAGAGGCAUCUAGUAUUGAUCCAGUAAUAGAUGCUUCCCAGCUGAAGGAUCAAGCUACGGCCAUCACCCGCGAGGCUGAAAGGCUGAAGACUGAAACACAGCAGUUAAUGGAUGAUCGCAGCAAUUUGCUCGUGGACGUUCAGACUCAGAUUGAAGAAACUUCAGAACUGAAGAAUCGUGGAUGGACACAGCAGCAAGUUACAGCUGAACUCCUUUCAGAUACUUCCACAGCAGAGGGCCAAGCAAGCAAUGCUAUCAAGAAGGCAGAAAAGACACUUACAGAGGCCAAAAACACACUUACUGUUCUUGAGGGAUUUGACAAGCAAGUACAGGAGAGCCGUGGCGAGGCACUGAAUGCUCUAGUUCGUGUAGCAGAGAUCGAGAAACUAAUUGGAGAAGCUGAAGCACGUACUCUUGAUGCUGAGGAAGCACUAGUGGGGGCCGAGUCUGAUGCAAAAAAUGCACGUGAUAUUGCCAAGGAAGCACAGAAGACAGCGAGUGACGCUAGCAAAGAAGCUGGUGAUGUGCGAAUCAAAGCAGAUGCUACCAAAGAUGAAGCUAGUUCUCUGAAGGAUGAAGCAGAUCAGCUGGCAAGUAGGGUAGCAGGGACAGACUCAACUGUAAGCACAUACGAGUCUCAGGCAGACGAUGAUCAUCAGCAGGUGAUGGAAGCUCAGGAAAGAGCCAAUCAAGCUAAGGAUCGAACAGAUAUUGCCAGUGCUAAGGUACGUGAAGCGUAUGAAGUAGUACAAGAAAUCUUGGAUAUACUAGAGCGUUCACCAGACCUUGACCCAUCACAGCUGGAAAAUUUAGAACAGCACCUAGAGGAGGCAUGGCAAACUUACUACCAAAGCGGUUGUUCCCCCCCCCCCCCCCCCCCCCCACUCUUGGAAACUACAGUUACCGAGCUCCUAGAAGCUCGUAGUUGGCAAGAACGUCAGAUUUCACUGUAUGAAGAGGAGAUUAGAAGACUCCAAAUUGAGGUUGUUAAUAUAGAAGAAAUAAAGAUUUCCCUUCCUGAUGGCUGCUAUAGUCAAACUAAAUUAGAACCUUAAAUUAGUCCUAAGGAAUAAUACUUUUAAUGGUUGUAUACAAUCAGAAGCAGUGCAUAAAUGUGUUAUUAGAAUGUACACUAGACAAAAUAAUUUAUAGGUUUAAAUACUAAUUAAUAUACUAGUCUAGCAUUACUGCCAAUUGCUGUGCUCACAAUUCUUCCAUUCUUUCCUUUACUCCUGUAAGCUAGAUAAUGCAGGAUUCUUAAUAAACUUCUGCUCUCGCAUUCCUUUUUUUAAAACUGCAAUUUUAGUGACAAUGUUCUUUGGGAAAGGUAAUUUUAUUCAGCAUUUCAUAAAUGUUCAACUUACGGUACCAAAACUACCUGAAAAUUGAAAUUUACUCUAAAAUUUUAUAAUUUUCACAGUAUAUUUGUGUGAAAAGUAAUUGUUCUGGCAAUUAAGAAAGUUAUACCUUGUUAACACUGCUUAUUUGGAAUGUUAUACUGUACAUAUUUAGACUGGUGUAAAUUACACUUUGAAAUGUUUGAUGUUUAGAAAUUUAAAAAUUACAUGAAAAUACUGUUGUAAGUUGUAUUUUUCACACUGAGAAGUUCCAAUGGUAUACAUGUAAUUGAAGUGUUCAAAGUUGCACAGUAAGUACUCUGUAUUUAAGAAGUGUUGGGUAAUUUGCUGUAUAAAACUUGGCAGCAGUGACAUGAGGCUGUAUGGCCAGAACUUCCACAGGUUCAACCAAAGAUAUUACAAGAAUGUGAACAGAAACCUUUGUUCUGUUAUACUGCCAUUUUAGUGCAUUGUGAGUCUUGAUUAAAAUGUGCCAAUUCUUUAUACUGUACAAUGUGGUCAAAAUAAAACUAUUGUUUUU
Cherax quadricarinatus is the source of this 6515-nucleotide messenger RNA. The record is from RefSeq and is a predicted model, not a curated record. Lineage: Eukaryota; Metazoa; Arthropoda; Malacostraca; Decapoda; Parastacidae.